ACAGCGGCAGAUGACAGCGAGUUGUUGCGCUCGUAAACAUCGCUAACAGAAGGAACCCAGACGCUUCACACAAAAAACAAAAAAACUUUCUGUGCAAUUUGACCACUAUUGUCGACUAAAAUGUCGAAGAAACAGAUUUACUAUUCUGACAAAUACACCGAUGAUGACUUCGAGUACAGGCAUGUCGUACUUCCAAAGCAGCUGUCUAAACUGGUACCCUCCUCCCACCUGAUGACAGAGGACGAGUGGAGAGGACUCGGGGUCCAACAGAGUCAGGGCUGGAUUCACUAUAUGAUCCACAAACCAGAGCCACACAUACUGCUUUUCAGAAGACCACUCCCCAAGGAUUAACUGGAGUGAAGCACCUGUAAUAUAACUGCUAUCGUUUGGCUUUUUCUUAUUGUCUUUGAACAAUACAUCUCUGUCCACAUUCUGUACAUCACCAUAUUUCCUAAUUUAUAGUUUAGGAAAACCCCUAGUGUUAUUGUGAUUUGUUCUUUCAAACUCCCUCAGUUUUUAGAGGCAGUGAGAGGCAAAUAGUCUGAUUCCACUGUGAAUUCUAUGAACAAUAUAAAAGUGAACACGGCACCUGUCAAUUGUACACAUAAAUACAUGUUUUAAAUGUCUUGUUGCAUUGUUAAGAUUGAUUUUAUUUACUGACUGGUCAUACAGACAUGAAUUUUUAUUUUUCUUAAACUUACAAUUUUCCUCUGUUUAAACAUUUACUGUUCCUUAUCCUUGUUUUCUGUACAUAUAUGAUUUCUAGUUAUUUUCAGCAACAAGUCACUAUUGAUUCAAAGAGUCCUGUGCUGCUGGAAAAAUAAAAUGUAC
Molecule: messenger RNA, 831 nt
Organism: Sphaeramia orbicularis (orbiculate cardinalfish)
Lineage: Eukaryota; Metazoa; Chordata; Actinopteri; Kurtiformes; Apogonidae
Gene: cks2
Product: CDC28 protein kinase regulatory subunit 2
Exons: 3
Coding region: 121-351 (76 amino acids)
Molecular function (GO): cyclin-dependent protein serine/threonine kinase regulator activity
Source: RefSeq, a predicted model, not a curated record